CAGCGUUGCCUUCAGCGAUACAUCCCUCCCUCCCUCUCCAGACCCCCCCCUCCCCAACUCCUUACUCCGCUCCUUUGCCUCGAAUUUCCUUUGUCCCGAUCCGAUAGACCGCUCCUGUGCGUCCCGGGCCCAGGGUGACCCGGUGCAAGUCAAGAUGGAACAGCUGGAAGACCUCCGUCUCCAACAGGCCCUGCCCUUCCGCAUGCACCACAACACGCUGAGCGGGUUCCUGACGGCCGAUCUCAUGGUUGCUGCGGGUUCAGCAGCCCUGGUCACUCCGGCAGUGAUGAUUCUGGACAGACUGGUCGUGGAGAAGUCCUCGCACAACCAACCGUUCUUCCCGGCCUUCCGCCGCCAUCUCUGGCUGUCCAUCACCCAGCCCGCCACCUUCCUGACCUCCCGCCCCAGUCUCCUCGUCUGGUCGCUAUACACCGCCACCUUCGCGGCCGCCAAUGCCACCGACACCGUGCUGGACCAGGUCUACCCGCACGUCGACCACGCCAUCGCCGGCGCGGCCACCUUCCUGAGCACCUUCCUGGUGAACUCCUCCGUCGGCGUGUGGAAGGACGUGCGCUUCGCCCAGCUCUUCGGACAGAGCCACGGCCACAGCCACAACCACAACCACAACCACAACCAGACCCCGGCCCCCAAGCCCGUCCCCGCGGCCCCGGCCCCCCAGCGCAAGAUCCUCCGCUUCAGCCGCAGCAUCCCGUUCGCAACCUACUCGGCCUUCCUCGUCCGCGACGCCCUGACCAUCUUCGGCUCGUUCACCCUCCCCGGGAUGGUCUCGGGGUCGAUCCCGGACUCGCUCGCCUCGACGGAGCCCCAGAAGAUGCUGUUCGCGCAGCUGGCCAUCCCCGCAGCCAUCCAGCUGGUCAGCACCCCGAUCCACCUGCUCGGGCUGGACCUGUAUAACCGCCGCGCGGCCCUGCCCAGCUCCGACCGCUUCUCGCGCGUCAGCCGCGACUGGGUGGGCGCGUCCCUGAUGCGCAUGUGUCGGAUCAUUCCCGCGUUCGGCAUCGGCGGGUUCGCCAACACCGAGGGCCGGGCCUUCCUCCACCGGCAGUUGCGUCGUGAGGACGACUGAGUCAGUCAACACCCACUCACCACCCCCUUUCACCCCAACCCAACCCACAAACCGAAACCGCCGCAAUCGGCAUAUCCUCGGCGGCCGAGCCAAACCUGGACAGUCGGCUGCCC
Aspergillus heteromorphus CBS 117.55 is the source of this 1200-nucleotide messenger RNA. RefSeq lists its product as uncharacterized. The transcript has 3 exons. Bases 155 to 1087 code for a protein of 310 amino acids. The record is from RefSeq and is a predicted model, not a curated record. Lineage: Eukaryota; Fungi; Ascomycota; Eurotiomycetes; Eurotiales; Aspergillaceae. Gene Ontology annotation, cellular component: mitochondrion.